GUCCUGGCUGUCCUGGAACUUGCUCUGUAGACCAGUCUCUCGUCUCAAACUCACAGAGAGCCGCCUGCCUCUGCCUCCCGAGUGCUGGAAUUAAAGGUGUGCGCCACCAUUGCCUGCUUUGGAUGAAAUUAAUUAUGGCUCUUUUUAAUUUUUCUUUUUUUUUUUUUUAAGAUAGAGGCUCUGGCUGGCCUAGGACUAUGUAGACCAGGUUGCCCAGGAAGAAAGGAGGGAAUCUCCUGGUAUGUCAGGAAUUUUUUUCUCUAAUAGAAUCCCCCUCCCUCUUUUGUCCUUAUGCUAGCGGGGACAGAUUGUACAAUUCUGGUGACAUGAAGAUGUUUUUCUAUAGAAGGAAAGCAUAGGUAGUGGUCAUCUGGUCAGUGUGGGAUUUGUGGCUUUUUUUUUUUCUGAGUAGUCACAUGUCCUUUUGUUUUCGUCAGCCCUGCCUCCACAGUUUGCCUGUUUUCCCUGUACCUUAUCUAGCUAACCUCAUGGGGAGGACAGGCAGGACUAGAAAGCAUAUCUAUCUUCUAUAAAGAUAUCUGUGAGCUUGAUUUCUAGUAUCCACAUGGGGUGGCUCACAACUACCUGUAACUCCAGCUCCAGAAAUUCCACACUACUGACCUUUGUGGGCACCUGCACUCAUAUUCCCACACCUCCCAUAUAAAAAAUUAAAAAUAAUAAAAGUAAAUAUUUAAAAAGAUGUCUCUGAGAUGAAGAGAACUUGCAGAAACAGGGGUGGAAAUAAUACUGAUGAAGAUGGUGGCUACAGGAUGGUGAAGACCAGGGUACUGAUGUACAUGUACUUGGCUGUGGAGGUAUAGGCCUGGGAUCAGUAAUAUCACCCAUCAUCUUCCAAAUGACAAGGGACCUUAGCGAAAGACAUCUGAGAACCAGAUUCUUGGACUAGGCCCCGGUCAUCUUUCCUGCCCACUGCAGUCUCUCUGCUUCAGGUCAGGACCCUACUUCCCUUUUCACAUACUCAGACUAUCCUGAAGGCCCCAACACUGCUUGCUUGGGGGUGUCUAGUGAUCCUAGUGGCAUGGACAGGAGUAACCAAGGCUUUGGGCCUGAGCAUCUGAGGAAGGCUGGGCAGUGAAGGAGGAUCUAGCCCUUGCUAAGGAUUUGAGCUGCAAAGACCCUGAGGUCCCUUUAUCAAGGAGGUUCUUAGCAUAUGAGCCUGCAGACUUCCUGCUGGACAUGCAUUGAGCUCUUGGCACACACAAGCAUCUUAGCCCUCAAGGAAAUUAUCCCACUCAAAUGCUAGGAUUGGGAAGGGGACCGCUAACAGGGCAAGGAAGAGGCUCAACCUGCCCAGGAGCUGGAGGGAAUGCCUAUCACAGGGAGUGGGGAGGGGCAGUCUCUUUCAUUAUUCCUUUCUGCCUGCUAUUUUCUUCUUAGCAUUCAUCUCUAGCAAGUACGUGUUUGCUUUCCUAUUUGUGCAUGUCGGCAGAAGGUGACAUGACCAAAGCCUGGAUUCUGGGUUCUGAGUUCUGGAGAUGGAGGGCCAUGGUAUAUGCAGCUCUGGUCCUGAGGAGGCAGCCGCAUGUCCAUUCAGCCUCAGGGUCCACCAUGCAACUGUUUGCAGCCAGUGACCUGGAGCAGCCUUCUCAGACUGCAGGGGGGCUUUGGUGGGUGGUCUGCAGCCACUGCCCAUGUGGAAGACACGGCGCUGGAACCCAUGGAUACUUCAUAUCCCCGUGAAGACCCCCGGGCUCUAUCAUCCCGCAAGGCUAAUGAUGCUGCCCACAUGGCAGUCUCCAUGAGAACACCGGGUCCUACACCACGAGACCAUCUGCUGUGGUCAGUCUUCAGCACGAUCUACCUGAACCUGUGCUGCCUUGGUUUCCUGGCGCUGGUCCACUCUGUCAAGGCCCGAGACCAGAAGAUAGCUGGGGACCUGGAGGCUGCGAGGCAGUACGGCUCCAAAGCUAAGUGCUACAACAUCUUGGCUGCAAUGUGGACAUUGGUGCCCCCAUUGCUGCUCCUCGGGCUGGUGGUGACUGGAGCCUUGCACCUGUCCCGGCUGGCCAAAGACUCUGCGGCUUUCUUCACCACCAAAUUUGACGAUGAGGACUAUAACUGAGAGUUCUGAGCCUGUCCUGAACCAAGGACAACGAUACCAGGUCACUGAUCCCUGAUGCCCAACACCAGCUCCUGGGGGUCAUAAACUGCACCUUGGUCCCCACCCAACCAUGACCCCUUGUCUACCAUGUGUAUUCGAUGCUGAUCCACUCAGACCUCUUAGACUUUACCUCUAACACCCCCUCUCCCCCACUUACCAGGUUGAGCCUCCAUUCACAAAUAAAAGUGGCAGAUUCCAAUAA
Molecule: messenger RNA, 2324 nt
Organism: Cricetulus griseus (Chinese hamster)
Lineage: Eukaryota; Metazoa; Chordata; Mammalia; Rodentia; Cricetidae
Source: RefSeq, a predicted model, not a curated record